AAUAAAAGAAAAAAAAAGAAAAAAAGAAAAAAAGAAAGGGAGUAGACUUGGUAGGAGAGAGAUGCUGGCGGGGGAAUCGGGUGGUUCCACCUUCGAUCUUCCCGAGGAGGUCUUGCAAGUUUUGCCGUCUGAUCCUUUCGACCAACUCGAUGUUGCCCGCAAAAUCACCUCCAUUGCUCUCUCUACACGUGUCUCCUCGGUUGAAUCAGAGUCCUCCGCUCUCCGUGCUCAACUCGCCCAGAAGGAUGAACUCAUCGCCCAGCUCCAAGCGCAGAUUGAGUCCCUCGACGCCUCCCUCUCAGACACCGCCGACAAGCUUGCCCGGGCCGACCUUGAAAAGGUGAGCUUGUUGAAGGAUAAUGCUUCACUUUCCAAUACCGUGAGGAAGCUUCACAGAGAUGUCUCGAAGGCCAGCCAAAGUGGUAAAGUUUUGAUUUUUUUGUGCCAAGUGAACAAAUCCCAUUACACAUAUCUUAUCAAUGUGCUGCUCAUGGAUGCUGGAACUCUAGCGCUGUUGGAGGUCUUCAGAAGGACACUUAUGCAGUCGCUUCAAGAGGAUGAUGAAAGUUCGAGUGGAGGUACCCAGAUCAUUGCAAAGCCAACACCAACAGAAGAUGAUGCCAGCUGGCUAUCAAGAACUUCUUCAAUGCGCAGCCACUUUGAAAUAGGGAAUUCAUUUGCAGAGGAUCGUGAGACGGAUGCCUCAAAACCAGGCAUACCUGGCAUAUCACAUGGCCUGCUGUUAGUGUCACAAACAAACACACCUCGAGUAACUCCUCCAGGUUCUCCCCCAAGCCUGUCAGCUUCUGUGUCUCCCACAAGAACAUCGAAGCCAGGAUCUCCAAGGCGACAUUCAAUGUCAUUCUCUACCUCAAGAGGCAUGUUUGAUGAUAGAUCUUCUAUAUUUUCUUCUGUGCCCUCAAGCCAUCACAGUUCAAUAUCAACCUCUGACACAGGAUCCCACUCUGGUUAGCUCCAAACUACUCUUUUAGGAUGGAGACUAUCUGGAAUCUAAUUGCUUGAAAGGCUGGAUGCCGUUGCCCUUAAGUGCCAUGCCUAUUGGUCUACUAACUGAAGUUUUCUGAAUCCUUGCACCUUUUCUUUCAGAAUAUCUGUUUAAAAAGAUAAAUUUUUGGAAAGAAUAAGUAGCAACAUGAUUUACUAGAUCUCUUUGGUAGUUGCAAGUUAAUAGACGGCGAUGUUCUUGUCACAAUUAUUUGACAGUUUCAUGCCUCAUUCUGUCUAAAUAAUGGUUUUACUGAAAAUCAUUAGAUUUUUGCUCGUUUGUUGUAGUUGUAAGAGUUUCCCAUUUAUAUAGCAGUGGUAUUGACUCUAUAAACACUGGAAUGGUCAUGGAACUGAUCUUUUUGAUCCCAAGAAUACUUUUGCAUGAGUAAAUUAUUCUUGCAACUACUUAACUAAUAAUGAUCCCAAGUAUUUCAUAAGAAAAAAUGUUAAUAAUAAUGAUUUUUAGUAGCUUCAGUAUGUUAUUUACCUUCUCUUACGUUUUCCCUUUUUAUUCUUCAGGACGCACUCGUGUUGAUGGAAAAGAGUUCUUUCGUCAAGUCAGGAGCCGGUUGUCAUAUGAGCAGUUUGGUGCAUUUCUGGCAAAUGUCAAGGAGUUCAAUUCUCACAAGCAAACAAAAGAAGAAACAUUACACAAGGCUGAGGAGAUUUUUGGUGAAGAAAACAAGGACCUCUAUGUAACCUUUGAGAGCUUGAUUGCUCGUAAGUUGUAAUGGACUAAUAUCCAUCAGAACAAGCAGGUGAAACAAUCCCUAGGGUUUGAAACAUUGGUUCUACCACGUUGCAAUUUAGUUGAGAUUUUUCUGCUGUAGAGUACACAAUAAUGCCCGUAUCUAAACUUGUAUUAGCAACUCUUCUCUUGGAUAUUCUCCUCUACUGUAAAUUUGUGCAAGAUUCAAAAUUUCCAAAUGUAUGUCAAAUGAACACAACUCAGAUGACAAUUAAUAAACUUCUUAGAUUCAU
This is a messenger RNA of Rubroshorea leprosula, 1989 nucleotides long. The record is from the annotation of a GenBank genome assembly. Lineage: Eukaryota; Viridiplantae; Streptophyta; Magnoliopsida; Malvales; Dipterocarpaceae.